UAUUCUGGGAACUUUUCAGAAGUUAAUUACUAAAUGCUAUACCUUUUACCGAAUUAACUGUAUAAUUUGGAUUACUAAAUAUUAACGGAAAUGUGUUUUAAUGAUUACAAAUUCCUUUUUACGGGAUAUAUGUUAGUGAAUGCCUAUAACAGCAUAUAUUGUGUUGCUUGGUAACGAUCCUGAUACAAUGUUAAAUUUGAAUCUAAAAGUGCAUUAUUUCAAAAUUACUGUGCAGUAAAAGGUUGCUGGUUCUGAUGCUAUGAAACUGAUCUUCUAUAUUAAAGAUGAAUAAUUCGAGGAAAUUGGCAAUGUUGGAUAUGGUAAAUAGCACCGUUUCCAUAAUGACACAGGUGAUAGUUGAUAAUGCCAGCGAUUUGGCAAGGACUCGAUACAUCGUUCAAAAAUUAUUAGUGCCUUUUAUAGUGACGUUAGGGGUGACAGGUAAUAUAUUAAGUAUAAUAGUGCUUACACGCCGUUCGAUGAAAUCCUCAACAAAUUGUUAUCUUUCUGCCCUAUCAGCGUUCGAUUGUUUAUAUUUAAUAUUUAGUUUUACGCUGAGUUUCAAACAUUAUGAUUUUACAAAGGACCUGCCUAAUUAUUGGCAUUGGUUUCCAACAGGUCGGGUGCUAACCGACAUGGCCGCCAACGUAUCUGUGAUAUUAACAGUUACCUUUACGGUAGAGCGGUAUAUCGGGGUUGUCCAUCCCAUGAAAGGUAGACAACUCUGUACGCCUCAAAGAGCCAAGCAUAUAAUUUGUGGAGUAGCGGUGAUGGCUGUGAUAUGUACAUUACCAGAAUUUUGUGAAUUGGAAGUAGUAGAGGUUUUUGAAAAUAAUAAGACACGUCUAGCUCUACAAUAUACAGAGUUUGCUACAAGUUACAGUUAUCAAAUAGGAUUUUAUUGGUUUUUGGUUACGUUUUUCACCAUAAUACCUUUAAUUUCUUUGUGUUUUUUCAAUGGACUCCUAAUCUCGACUGUUGUGAAAGCCAACAAAAUACGACGACAAAUGACAACUGCUUCAAAUCGACAUUUAACGGAACGUCAUAAUCGUGAUCAACAUAAAAUUACCAAAAUGUUAAUAAUGGUUGUGUUAGUUUUUCUUGUGUGUCAAUUUCCGGGCGCCAUUUUAUUGAUGUAUAGAACUUACCUGGAACUAGCGGAAGUGGAAAUGACCAAACAUAGACGAAAUUCAAUUUUAAUUGCAGGAAACUUAACGAAUCUUCUACUUCAGAUAAAUGCCUCUAUAAAUUUUAUUCUAUAUUCGCUGAUUAGCACCAAAUUCAGACGUGUGUUUUGUCGAACAGUGUGUUACAGAAACAUUGCUCAAUUUGCUCAAAGUUUAAGAAAACCUAGCCGUACCGAAUUAUCGCCAUAUUCAAAAAGCAAGUCUCGUGACAGAGGCGAUACUUUUUAUCUUCAACGGUGGAAGAAUCCCAUGGUGAGGAAAUCGAACAGAGAGUGUAUAAAUUAUAGUAUAGGCACUGAUGGACUUCAUGCCAAUGGUCAUGCAAAACAUAUUAUUCUGUCCCCUUCUUUCUGUUCGGCUAUGUAUGCUCCUGAUUCAGACCCAUAAUAAAUAUCUACUAUUAUUUACGAUUUAGAUAUUAUACGUUUUGUGUUUUUUAACUAUUUUUUUUAUAUCGAAUUAAGCUUGGGCGUUUAUGUCGUGUGGGUUGCUUUGUGAUUUUCAGUUUGUAGUAUAUAUAUAUUAUUUAUUUCAAUAAUGCAUUUGCACGCAGUGAUGUUUAGACGUGGGAGGAAACCGGAGUAUCCGCAGAAACCCCGCAAUAUUAGGCAGGUAUCACGAUUUAUAUAUAAAUAAAGCGCGUUUAGUUCACUCAAGACCAGGAUUUGUUUCCCGUCUACCUCAUCUCUCAAAUAUAUCUUUAUCUUUAAUACCUAUCAACGGGUUUCGUCUUAAACAUGCAUUAUGUUCGAGCUAAAUCUGCCAAUAUUGCAGGUUUUCUUUAGGUCUGAAAUGUUAUCUAAAUUAUUAAUUAGACAUUAAUUAACUUAUCCAAACCAUAAUCAACUCUCGAUGCUAUCGUUAGCCUGCGAUAUCUAGUGGAUUUGAAUACAUUUUGUGAUGGAUAAUUUAACGUAAAACUGGAUAAUCGAGACUUAGUGUAUUAUCGCACCAAAGUUAGUAAUGACGUUCGAGGCUAGCCAAAAAUGAAUUGAAUCGCUAAUAUCUCGGUUCAGAGUGAAGCAAUUGAAGUGUAAUUUUCAGCAUAUUCUGUUUUCAUUAUCUAUUUCUUUUAACUAUAUAGCGAGAACUGUCAAGUCUUUAUUUAAUCUUUAAGGUGAAGAUGCUUACCUAAUGCUAAUGAUUUAGACGACUUUCGUGUAUUUCAGAAAUUAAGAAAUUAGUCUCUGGCUUCAGUCAAUUAUCUACAAUUGUCUCUAGUCGAUAACUACGUGAAUGCUUGUUUGGUUUUGUAUUCUUAAUUUACCUUUUUUUUCUCACAUAAAGGCGCUACAUUACCAAUAGAAAUAUUUAAAGCGAGCAAUUGUUGGUUUGUUAAACGGUUUGCUUAUGUCUGUGCUCGCCGCUCUUAUUGUGCUGAACAUUGUCAUUUUAAAUUUGUUUGAAUAUUUUAAUUUUUGAUUUAGCAAAUACUUGACGGCCAAUAAUUAUCCAGAAAAUUGUUUCCAACCUGCUUCUAAACAUCUGGAUAUAAGUAGGCUAGUCGCGCGCAUUGAACACCCAAUCAAGAUAUUUCUGAAAUAUAAUUACCCACAUUUGCAAACUCUUAUUAGAACUAUAGUUCCAUUCAAUCAAUCUUGGCUUUGUUCAUGUCAGUAACUUUUACCGUUUGAUGUUUGCCGUGAUUUGAUAUAUUUAUAUAGCUGACAAGGUGAAAUAAAGAUUAAAAACUAUAUAUUAUGUUAGAACAAUUGACAAAUGUAUUUUGUAUUUAUACCAUAGACAAUCGCUUGAUCUCAGUGAUCUGAAUCCCUUUAUAUCCUUU
This is a messenger RNA of Patella vulgata (common limpet), 2973 nucleotides long. RefSeq names its product FMRFamide receptor-like. Bases 285 to 1574 code for a protein of 429 amino acids. The record is from RefSeq and is a predicted model, not a curated record. Gene Ontology annotation, biological process: G protein-coupled receptor signaling pathway. Lineage: Eukaryota; Metazoa; Mollusca; Gastropoda; Patellidae. Gene Ontology annotation, molecular function: G protein-coupled receptor activity. The transcript has a single exon. Gene Ontology annotation, cellular component: membrane.